GGCAAAUUUUGUUCACACCAGCGGAGUGCUCGAGUGUUUUUAUCGCAGUUUUCACAGAAAAACUGAAGGAAAUUGCCGGAAAAGUCACGAAAAUUGUCUCAAAGGACGCCAAACACGAUGAUUAUCUACACAAAUGACGGAAACCCUCUCACACUGAAGCUGUUGAUAAGUGCAAAUGUGGCAAACAAAAAAGUGCAAGUCAAGAAAAUUGCUUUUUCGGAUCCUGCGUUGAAGGAGCCGAAGCACUUGCCAACGUUGGAACUCGACAGCGGAGUCCAAAUUUUCAGCACAAAUGCAGCUGUCAAGUUUUUAUUGCCUGUCACGAAGAACGAAUCGCUCAACGAUCAAUGGUUGGAUUGGUCCUCGACACGUCUAGCGCCUGCUUUGGCUCAUAAUUUCGCAGUUGGGCAUCGCGCGGACCCCGAUGCACGUGCCAUCCUCAAUGCCUUGGUGAAAACGUUGGAAGAUCAUUUGGCAAAAGUGAAUUUCCUCACGGGAGAUCAAGUUUCGUCAGCCGAUUGGGCAGUUUGGAGUCUCUUGGCGCCCGAUGGAACCCUAAAAGGAGCUCAAAAUAUCGAUAAUUUACUGCGAUGGUAUCGUGCUGUUCGAGAAUUUCCCGCCGUGCAAGAAGCAUUGAAAGUUUUACCUCUCAAAGAACUUCAUUUCAACUCCUUGGUCAACGCAAACCGCUUCGGAGGCGUUCAUCACAUCGUUCUUGACCCGAAAAUCGGUGACAGUAAUCUUCAGUUGUUGAAUCCCGAAACUCCUACGAUUUCGGACACCGUUUUGCCGGAAGAAAUGGAAGCAGCGCGUGAAAAUUUCGUUCCCGUUAAAGAGGUGAAGGCGCAGGAGCCUCGUGUGGUGCUGCCCAAGAAGGGAGAACGCAAUGUCCUCAUCACAUCUGCCUUGCCGUACGUCAAUAAUGUGCCGCAUUUGGGAAAUAUCAUCGGAUGUGUCUUGUCGGCGGAUAUUUUUGCGCGGUAUGCUCGUUUAUGUGGCUAUAACACGUUGUACGUUUGCGGUACGGAUGAAUAUGGCACAGCAACAGAGACGAAAGCGCUUGCCGAGAAUAUGACGCCACGGCAAAUUUGCGAUAAAUAUUUUGAGAUUCAUAAUUCGAUUUAUCGGUGGUUUGGAAUCGGGUUUGAUUAUUUUGGGCGUACGUCGACGCAGGAACAAACGCAAAUUGUGCAGGAAAUGUUCAAGGAAUUGCAGGCAGCUGGCAUGAUUGAAACCCAAACAGUCGAACAAUUGUUAUGUCAAAAGUGCGAUCGUUUCCUCGCAGAUCGUUUCGUCGAAGGAACUUGCCCUCAUCCAGGCUGCGGUUACGAAGAUGCUCGCGGAGAUCAAUGCGACGGCUGCGGAAAACUCGUCAACGCCAUCGAACUUGUUCGUCCUCGAUGCAAAGUAUGCAACAACACACCCGUUGUGCGACAAUCCAAGCAAUUUUUCAUCGAUUUGCCGAAAAUUGAACCAAAACUCAAAUCAUGGGUCGACAGUGUCGAACAAGGAUGGACCAACAAUGCUCGUGUCAUCACCCGAACCUGGUUGAAAGAAGGUCUCCGUUCACGUUGCAUCACGCGCGAUCUCAAAUGGGGCAUCCCUGUCCCGGUUCCCGGCUUCGAAUCCAAAGUUUUUUACGUGUGGUUCGACGCUCCCAUCGGAUACCUGUCCAUCACGAGCAAAUACACGAAAGAUUGGAAGCAAUGGUGGCAACCAGCUAGCGACACGAAAGUUGAGCUAUUCCAAUUCAUGGCGAAGGAUAAUGUUCCGUUCCAUUCAGUCAUGUUCCCCGCAACACUUUUGGGCAUCAAUAAAGGUCACACAAUGGUCUCGAACAUCAUGGCAACGGAAUAUCUCAACUACGAAGACGGCAAAUUCAGCAAGUCACGCGGCAUUGGCGUCUUUGGAAAUGAUGCCCAAGAAACGGGCAUCCCAUCGGAUGUGUGGCGUUUCUACCUGGCAGCUGCCCGCCCCGAGGGACAAGACUCGAGUUUCAGUUGGAACGACUUGGCAGCGCGAAAUAACUCGGAAUUGUUGAACAAUUUGGGUAAUUUCUGUAACAGAGCGCUCGUUUUCUGCGAAAAGAAUUUCGCUUCGACAAUCCCGGUCAUAAAAUUGGAGGAAGAUGAACUCAUUUUACUCGCUCUAGUCAAUCGCGAGCUCAAAGGUUACAUUCAGUCGUUGGAGAAGGCGCGUUUGCGAGACGGUAUUCGACAUUUGUUGUCGAUUUCACGACAUGGCAAUCAAUAUAUGCAAUCGCAACAGCCAUGGGUGCUUGCGAAAGGAGAUGACAAGCAAAAAACUCGUGCUGGAACAGUUAUUGGCCUUGCAUGUAACAUGGCUUGCCUUUUAGCGACUCUGUUGUUCCCUUAUAUGCCCGAUACUGCGAGAAAUUUGUUCAAACAGUUGAAUGUGCAGCAACAGAGAAUUAAUCCAGAAAAAUCUCAAAUGUCGAUGCUCCUAAAAGAGGGCCACAAAAUCGGCAAACCCACACCCCUUUUCACCAAAAUCGAACAAACCACAAUUGAUGAGUUGAAGAAAAAAUACGCCGGAGUCCAACAAGGCACUGGGGCGCCAGCGAAAAAAGAAACUACCUCAAAUAAACUUUUCGAUACUGUGGAGGAAUGCGAACGUGCUGUCGCUGAUCAGGGCGAAAAAGUCCGUAAACUCAAGGGAAGUGGCGUCGAAAAAGCUGUUUGGCAACCAGAAGUCACAAUUUUGUUGGAAUUGAAGAAACAAUUGGAAAAUUUGAAGCUCAAACUGGGACCAGGAAGUGCUCCGAAAGCAGCUGCAGCUCCGGCGGCGGCGACACCUUCUCCUAACGCUGUAAAAGAAUUGGAAGACAAAAUAACAAAACAAGGUGAAAAAGUGCGCCUUUUGAAGGGAUCAAGCGACAAAAGUGUGUGGCAACCAGAAGUCGAAGUGCUUUUAGGGCUCAAGAAACAACUUGCUGAAUUGACGGGACAACCUCUGCCCGCCCCAUCUGGCAAAAGCAAUAAGAAAAAGAAGUAAUGCAUUUUAGAAACUACCCACGGACCGUACUGUCACAGUAUUUUCCAUCACUUUUCAUCAAAAAAUCAAUAAAAACAAUAAAAAUAAAAAAGUUUUC
Molecule: messenger RNA, 3112 nt
Organism: Culicoides brevitarsis
Lineage: Eukaryota; Metazoa; Arthropoda; Insecta; Diptera; Ceratopogonidae
Gene: MetRS
Product: methionine--tRNA ligase, cytoplasmic
Exons: 5
Coding region: 118-3015 (965 amino acids)
Biological process (GO): methionyl-tRNA aminoacylation
Cellular component (GO): cytosol; aminoacyl-tRNA synthetase multienzyme complex
Molecular function (GO): methionine-tRNA ligase activity; ATP binding
Source: RefSeq, a predicted model, not a curated record